AUGACUGCCUUCAAUGAGCCGGAGGCCAAGCUUGAAGCUCUUUUAGACAUCAUCAACUCCUCUGCACGCCAAGCAAUCGCAGAAUACAAGAAAACAGGACAUGGGGUCCCCAGUGCCGACGCAACAACCUUCCACCCCCUCGACCUGACGACGGAUACACUUGCCCUCAAAAAGGCGAUUAGGCUGCUCGAAGGUGCAUACCAUCAAUUGAGCUCAAUACUAGCACCCCCCCAACACACGGUGAUGAAUUUUGUUUUUAAUUAUAACUGGGCGUGCACAGGCGUUGCCUUGCGUGCGCGUAUUGCAGAUGUUCUGGACCAACAUCCGGAAGGACUUAGCGUAGACAAGCUGGCGGAUGCAGUCAAUCUCGACAAGAUCAAGGUUGCACGUGUCUUACGGGCUUUGGCCCUCAUGGGCUGCUUCAAAGAAGUGGAGCGAGACGUCUUCGCAAACAACCGGCUAUCUCUUAUACUCCAGUCGGCGAACAACACUGGGUGUUAUGCGCGACUUCAUACCGAGGAUAUCUCGAAAUUCGCUGGAGUUGUAUAUGAGACUAUGAUUGACGAUGAAUUUUCAAGAUCGCAUGAGGCCGACAAAUCGCCACAGGUAUUUGCCUUCAGGAAGGAGGGUAUUAAGGGUAAUUACUUCGAAGUGAUGAGGGAUGACGAAGAGAGACGCGUUAAUUUUCAGAGAGCCAUGCUUGGCCAGAGCGAUAUCCUGGGCGCUUCUACAGUGCUGCACCACUACCAUUGGGACGAUGUAUCGUCUGUGGUGGAUGUCGGAUCUGGCAUUGGAGCAUUUUCCACUCCCCUGGCGAAAAUGUUCCCUCACCUCAGAAUAACCAAUCAAGAUCUCCCAGAAGUUAUGGUACAAGCAAAAAAUGCAUGGGAGAAGAGUGCUCCUGAGGCCUUGCUCGACGGCCGCGUGGAGUUUAUAUCGAUUAAUUUUCUGGAGGAAGUACCUGUCGUUGGGAAGGAUGUCUACUAUUUGAGGCACGUGAUCCACAACUGGCCAGACACCGAGGCAACGACUAUCCUCCGUAACAUUCGCAAGGCAAUGGGGCAAAAUAGCCGGGUGCUAAUUCACGAUUGCGCGAUCUCCCACACAUUGCAAACACCCAGUGGCGCAGGAACUAAUGGGUUGAGCAUCGCCCCUGAACCCAUGUUACCGAACUUCGGGGCAGGCAGUCAUAGAGCGUACCAAACGGACCUGACUAUGUGGUUUGCUCUAAAUUCCAAAGAACGCACUUUGGACGAGCUGAAGGUUAUUGGGCAAGUUCUUUAUAGUAUACCUUGA
Suillus clintonianus is the source of this 1296-nucleotide messenger RNA. Its product is annotated as O-methyltransferase-domain-containing protein. The record is from RefSeq and is a predicted model, not a curated record. Lineage: Eukaryota; Fungi; Basidiomycota; Agaricomycetes; Boletales; Suillaceae. Bases 1 to 1296 code for a protein of 431 amino acids. The transcript is spliced from 10 exons. Gene Ontology annotation, molecular function: O-methyltransferase activity.